CGGUGGCGCGUCAGUCCGCCCAAGAUGGCCACGCUGGAUCAAUGAAACGCGAGUAAUCGUAGUGAAAACACAAAUUGACAAGUGUGCGGGCGAACAUCGCGGCUUGAUCGCGGUGUAAAUGGACCAUGGGCAAGGACCAGGAGCUGCUCGAAGCAGCGAGAAGCGGCAACGUCACUGUGGUCGAGAAGAUCCUCGGUCAGCGAGCCAAAAGGAGUGGUCCACUGGCAAGUCUACGUCGGGGACCAGGAGCUAAUGUGCAAGAUGCCAGUGGUUACUCGGCCCUUCAUCACGCAGCUUUGAACGGACACAGAGACGUGGUCAGAUUACUGCUCCAAUAUGAGGCUUCCACCAAUGUCGUCGAUGCUAAGGGUUCCUCGCCGCUUCAUUUGGCUGCUUGGGCGGGGGAUGCGGAAAUUGUGCGAUUAAUUCUCAGCCAAGGCCCGUCGGUGCCGAAAGUGAAUCUUGCGACAAAGGAUAACGAAACUGCACUGCAUUGUGCGGCGCAGUAUGGGCACACGGAAGUGGUGGCACAGCUGUUGCACUACGGAUGCGACCCUAGUAUCCGCAACAGCCGCGGAGAAUCUGCGCUCGACCUCGCAGCACAAUAUGGCAGAUUGGAAACUGUGGAGUUACUCGUGCGAACGCAUCCCGAAUUAAUCGAGCCACUUCGUAAUUCUUCCUCGUCUCUGAUCUUCCCGCACACACCUUUGCAUUUAGCUUCGCGCAAUGGCCACAGAGCGGUCGUGGAGGUCCUCCUUGCCGCUGGAGUUGACGUCAAUACGAGAACGUCAGCGGGCACCGCGAUGCACGAGGCGGCGCUCUGCGGCAAGAUGGAAGUGGUACGGGCGCUUUUAGAUCGCGGAGUGGAUUUGGGCAUUAGGGAUUCCCGGCAGAACACGGUGCUUGAUCUUCUGGGACAGUUCCCGCCGCACGUCACUCAAGAUAUCACGGCGGUGAUAAAAAGGCACCGGUCUUCCUCCGGUGUGGAAAGCGACGCCGACAGCGAGAAUUUGCCGCCCAUUCCGGUGCAGGGUGGCGACUCAUUAGGCAGUCCCUACGAGAAUGUUCGUCCGGGUGACGAUCUCUCCCCCGCGGAAGGGACAUCGCCGACUCAAUGGCAGUUCUAUCAUAAGCCUCGGGACGACGAUCGUCGCGUUUCCGGCACUUCCGUCAUGUCCUUCGAAGACGAGCAGAACGGGGAGCCAGUGAACGGAGUACGGAGGGCCCUCCAGCAGACAGAGGACUCCGACCCCAGUUCCGUCUUCGACAGCGUCUUUAUGUCCCUAUCCGACACUCUCAACUCUAUAAAUACUCUCGAAAGUUCCGACCAAACUCCUGAAGAUAUACCACAAAACACUACCAAAAGAACACCAUUACCACCCGACACUACACGGGGCUCCGACAGUGGACUGUAUCAAACUCCACCGGUGCCGCGCGGCACAAUGGAGGGUAGCUUCGUGUCGGAGGACCUGUCCUUGACAUUGCCCACGGGAUACGGGGGUGGCAGAGAGUCCGAUCAAUUGAGCGUGUCCUCAUCCUCGAGCGUCGGCGGACCGAGCCCACGGGACCGUCGUUGUUUGCCCAACGAUUCCAGCGCUGCCGGGAUUUACUUGCCGAUGGCACCCCUGUCUAGCUCGCUGCACAGUCCCGCUUCCAACAGUAAAGUCUCGCCGACGCCACCCAAGAAGCCACCGAGGCGAAACCUCUCAGUGUCCCCGACGCACCUGCAGACGCAGAUGUCCUUGUCUGCCGACAGCUCGGUAGGACCGAGCAACUACGAGUAUUUGUUCUUGGCGCGCAGCGGUGCGCGCAGUCACAUUGAUCUCGAGCAGCUCCAGAAACGGCGCGAUCAGCUGCGCCACGUCACCAGAAGUGUGGACCAAUACGUGGAGAUGAAGUCACGGCUGGUCGGCACCGAUGAGAAACGCGAGCCCAACGUGGAGCCGGUGGCCAUCACGUCCAUUUACGAGAACCGGCCGGUGAAGAUGCUGAAUCCGCGCAGGAAGUUACGCAGGCACGCCUACGAGAGCUACGAGCCGGAGAGCAGCUCGUGCGCCGACAAGUCACCCUGCAGCGACGGCGACGCGAUGAUCCAGGAGCAGACUUUCGUGUCGAACGCCUUUCUCACCCUGAAGUCUUCCCAAGAGAGCCUUCUCGACGAGAAGCGCGAGAUGAUCGACGAGCAGCCCGCCGUGGAGAACCGUGAGGCCACCGACAAACGCUUGAAGCGCGUGCAGAUGUUGCUGCCGACCAGCCCCACGCAUUACGUUCAACCACCGACGCCCGAUCAUCCACCACCGUCGGCCAUGCAGGCGGAGAAGUCUAUCCACGAGCGCAUUCGUCCCCUCAGCCAGGUGUACAAGCGAAGAUCCCGCGACAUGGAAACGGAAACGGACGAAGAUCUGCUGCAGUUUCCCGCCGGUGGAUCGCUGGACGCGUCCAGCGGCUCUCUCUCCAGCGUGUCUCUCUCCGACAAGAGCAUGUCCACGGACAACGUAGAGGAAUACUUCGGCGACGUGCCCUUCGCAGGUUUGUUAAAGGGUUCCGUCACGGCUGAACGGCCGCGUACUUUGCGCCGCUUGCGGAACGUCUACGGUCAGACCGCAUGCGGGAUGGGGACCGGCGGCGGCGACGGCGGGGGUGGAGAUCGUCUCGAGGACGGCGAGGUCGCCUUUCGGCUUGCCGACCGGGAUCGCGACAGGGACGAGAAGUCCCUCAGCAUAAUGAGUCCCUUCGACGAGCAGGAGGAAUGGGCGAAGAUCUCGGAGAUCAUGGCGUCAUUCGGAACUGGCCUCGUGCGAGAGUCGGUCUUCGUCAGUGAGCUCGAGAAAGAAUUCCAAACGAGGCUAGGUUUGAGUUCAGACACUAGCAGCAGCCCGAUCGUCUCCACGUCCGUGGGCCAGUGGCUGUCCAGCUUAGGCCUGGCGGAUUACGAGUCGCUCUUUAUCAACUACGGCUUCGACGAUCUCGAGUUCAUAAACGGCGUGUUGGACGAGUCGGAUCUGCGUGACAUGGGCAUUACCAGCGAUCAGGAACGGACGGUGAUCGCGGACGCGGUCGGCUUGCUGAACAAACGAGUGGAAAAGCGUGGCGGCGGUCACGGGCAAUCGGUGGAGGAGUGGCUGAAGAGCAUUCACUUGGAAAAUUACGCGGAGACGUUCAGGAAGCAUCUGUACACCGACAUGGAUCGGGUGAAACGGGUGUGGGAGGUCGAGCUGGCGGCAGUACUGGAGAUCCAGAAGCCGGCGCAUCGCAAGCGUAUCCUCGCGUCCGUCAGCGGGCCGAAUGUGCGCGCCCAAACUCGAAACGGGGCCGGGCCGAACUUGGAGGACUUGAAUAAGGAUCUUAACACACUGAAGACGAACAUACAGCAGCUGAAGGAGGAGAUACAGGAGAAAUUGCCGGAAGCAACGGCGGACGGUAACGGAGGCACGUCGAUAACCGGAACGAAUUCGACGGCCACGGGCACAUUAAGGCACCGCAAAAACAGACCGGCGCCCCAGCCACCCCAGCGACCUAGUUCGCAUAAUGGGGCGAUCUCGGCGCCGGAGCAGCUCGAGAUCAGGGCUCCGUCCGAGCUGCUGUUCGGGGUGCCAUCCACCCUCAAAACGCAAUGGAGGCAUCAACCGAAGACUCUAGUCACCGGCUGCGUCACGUACGUCGCCAACUAUCUGGGCUCCACCGUCGUGAAGGAAUUACGCGGCACCGAGUCGACGAAAAAGUCGAUACAGAAGCUGAAGAAGACCUUUCGAGAGCCCAGAGUCACCCCUGACAUUACCCUGGCGAUCUCUUAUCGUGGCGUUCGUUUUCUCAACGCGCUGACUAACGAGCCGAUUUGCGAGCACGAAAUCCGCAACAUCCAUUGCGCCUGCCAAGACGCCGACGAUCUCACUCACUUCGCGUACAUCACGAAGGAUCACGCCAGUCGCACGCACUUUUGCCACGUGUUUUGCGUGCCAACGAUGGAUCAAGCGACGGAGGUCAUCCUGACUUUGGGCCAAGCCUUCGAGGUGGCAUAUCAGAUGGCAUUGAGGGACAAGCUCGGCGGCCACGCGAUUCGCUCUCAGUCCGCGAAUCAACUAACAACGCUCACCGGCUCGUCGAAAUCGACGGCGCCCGGCAAGAUGCCUCCCGUGUCUCCCGAUUCCGCGUCCGAUCCCACCCGGGACACGGAUCAUAUCCAGACUCUCAAUUCGUGCGCGAAUCCCAAGGCGAAAUCGCGAUCGAAGUCCAUACCCAAUCCGAAUCUCCAUUCCGUUAAUCCGGGGCAGGACGGUAACUCCAGUUCCAGCUCGGCGACCACCGGGAACUGCAAUCCGAGCUCGAAUGCCGCCUCGAGCCCCGGCACGAACUCGAUCAUCAGCUCCAACUCGAACAGCACCACUAAUCAGACCACUAAGCCCUUGGUCACCCACGGCCGUUCUCAUUCCGUCAACGACAUCAAGGUAAACGGUAAUCAAUUGAAGUUAGCACCGGCGCCGGUGGACGACAUCGGUAUCGGGGUGAAGGACAUGAAGCCCGGUUCCAGGGCCCCGAUCGCCCUGUCCGAGGAGCUGUAAGCCGCUUGAAAUGCAUGAAAUUGCGACGCAUAAUCGCCCAGCGUUCCGUUCUGACAGGGGACGCGAUGCUGCUUCCGCGACCCGCUCGAGACGAAAUUUUGUGACUCGUCGGCUCUUCGAGAUCUCGCAGAAGCCGACCGGUUCCCCGUUACUCACGGAAUUCGCGCGAUUUCUGAGACCGACACCGGUCUCACGGAUACAUGGAGGAUAGUUUCUCGGCUGACCAAUGCGGUGGAGUAAAGAAAGGAGAAGUCAAAAAGAAACGACCAGAAAUUGCUAAUAGCACGGUUCCUUGACGCGUGAGGAGAAAUGAAAAAUCUUUUUAUCCACUUUUAUCCGUCUGAAUUCGAUCGAUCACAUUACCGGUGCGUAAAAUUAGCAUAGAGCGUACGCGCACGCAUAUUCGUCUUCGCGAAAGCCGAGAGAUACUCGUGACUCAGCUGUUACGAGUGAUUUAACGAAUGACCUCGCGUACAGGACCGUCGAGGACGACGACGACGACGAAGGUAAGUAGCGUCUCUCGUCGAAGGGCCCUCCGUGCCCUCGAUCUUCGAGUUGACAGUCGACAGAUUUCGCGACGUGUCGGCACUACGGAUCCGCAUAUACGAGCCACGCUACGCUCAAAGUGCGUGACUCCGGCCAGGGUGAUAUGUAUCGAGGCAACUAAUCGAUCGUACACGCUUUCGACGAAUGACGAGACGACACGUUUAGGUCUCUUUCUUCCUCACGGCGCCUCGUCAAUGUAUAAGCAGUAUUACCGCGUCAUUUUAAUAGCAACCGGGAGCGAGCGCACGAGACGCGGAACGCUCGCCGCGAAACCGCCGUAAUAAUUCGCCGCAUUCGUCCGAUUCUCAAACGCGCAGCUGCGAUCCGGCCGGUCGGUUCUCGCGCGUCCGUUCGUUCGUCGUCCUUUUUAUUUCUCGCGAGAACGUUACGCGCGCGGUACACGCGCGUUGAUAUUUUCACCUGCGGACCACGGAGGCCGAGGAAGAAGCGCGAGAAGAGGAGAAGGCGCGACGCGCUGAUAAGCGCACACAAGAGAUGCUCAAUAUCGAUCCCUCGCAAACGAUAUCGGCGACCAACGAACUCGUUGUACGUCUCUCCCCGCGUCUUUCCCGAUCCCCUCCCCCCUCCCCCCCUCAAGUUCCGAUUUCGCGUUGCCGCGACGUUACUUCGAUGUUUUAAUUCUUCAAGACUGAGGGACUUUAUCUCGUUUUGUAUUUCGCGUUUUUUAUAUAAUGUAUAUUAUAUAUAGAGAAGGAGAAAAGAGCAGGUGGAUCUUUCUUUCUCCCUCUUUCUCUCA
This is a messenger RNA of Dinoponera quadriceps, 5862 nucleotides long. RefSeq names its product ankyrin repeat and SAM domain-containing protein 1A-like. The transcript is spliced from 18 exons. The record is from RefSeq and is a predicted model, not a curated record. The coding region runs from base 126 to 4559 and encodes 1477 amino acids. Gene Ontology annotation, molecular function: protein binding. Gene Ontology annotation, cellular component: cytosol. NCBI's taxonomy places the organism in Eukaryota, Metazoa, Arthropoda, Insecta, Hymenoptera, Formicidae.